CGUCAGCCGGGCACUGACUGCCUUUGAGUGUCCCCAGACGGCAAGGAUCUGAGCCCGACGACCUGUCAUGAUUCUUGAUUCAUUACAUGUCGGGUAAUUGCCCGCCUGCCCCGGAUCCUGCAUCGGCCUCUGCUGCUGCUGCUGCUGUCUCUGUCUGCCUCUUCCUCUUGUUAGUCGCUCACUCGUCUAGCCUUCCUCUUACUCGCUUAGUCUCGCUUCCUCUCUCUCCUCUUCUUCCUCUUUCUCUACUUCCUCUUUCUCUCUUCUCUUCUCUUCUCUUCCUCUUUUACUUCCUUCCCAUCUUAUAUCGUCUUCUCUGCAAUGGCAUCAUGAUCACCGGCCCUACCGCCUCCCCCGGCAAUGGCGUGGUUGGGCCCUACUCAGGCGACAGCCUGGCCCUGCGCAUCGUCAUCGCUACCAUGGCCGCUCUAUCCUGGUAUAACGCCAUUGAACUGGUCAUCCUCGUUUUCGUGACCUUCUCCCAGUAUCGCGGUCCCUACUUCUGGUCCCUGCUCAUCUCCGCUCUCGGCCUCAUUCCCUACUCCGUCGGCUUCCUCCUCAAAUACUUCGCCCUCACCUCCGCCACAGCCCUCUCCAUCACCUUCAUCACCAUCGGCUGGUACGCCAUGGUAACCGGCCAAUCCGUCGUGCUCUACUCGCGACUGCACCUCGUCCUCCCUAACCCCAAAGUCCUCCGCCGCGUCCUCACCAUGAUUAUCGUGAACGCCUUCCUCCUGCAUAUCCCCACCUCCGUCCUAACCUACGGCUCCAACCUCUCCUCCCACCCAGCCAUUUUCAUCGACGGCUACAGCAUCAUGGAAAAGAUCCAAAUGACCGGCUUCUGCCUGCAAGAAUUCAUCCUCUCCGUCCUCUACAUCUGGGAAACCAUCCGCAUGCUCCGUCUCGAUCCCGACCGCGGAAAACGCAAAAUCAUGUACCAGCUCGUCGCCAUCAAUCUGAUCAUCAUCGCUCUGGACUUGGCCCUCCUCGUCAUCGAAUACCGCGACCUCUACAUCCUCGAAACCAUGAUCAAGGGCGUCAUCUACAGCAUCAAGCUUAAACUCGAAUUCGCCGUCCUUGGUAAACUCGUCCUGCUCGUCCGCAGCGCCCACAACCUCACCUGGAAACCUGAUUCGCCGCUCUAUGCGGCCACCGCGGCUGUCACGGUCCCGCCGCCAAUCCCAUGCCGGAAUGGCGACAUUGUCCACGAUAAUUUCAACAAUGACUUCCCCGACUUCGUCGAUGCCACUCGCGUCCCCUCUGAUCUCAACCACGCCGCGGCCGGCGCCGCACCCCGUCGACGGCCCCCGCCCCGCAUGGACUCGGAAGAACUCUCCAUUGCCAUGUUUGAGCACUCCGAGAGCGGUGGUGCGGGGACGGGCAACAUUUUACGCAGUGGGGUCGGUCGAGACCGAAGUUUAGACCGAGAUCAUGGCCAUAGUCUGGAUCUCCCGCCAUCGGGACAUUCAAAUGGCUCACAGUCGUGGAGUGGGGAGACGCAAACGAAUAACUCCGCCACGGAGCGGGAAUUAAGUCCGUUGGACUUUACCAAGUCGUUUGGGAAGCAGGAUAGUAGGAGUAGUUUCUAAGCUGCUAUGACGAUGAUGAUGAUUUUGAUGAUUAUGGUUUGAUGAACUGAUGAUUGCUUUUUUCUUGUACAGUACUGACAACACUACUACUGACUACGAACAUUGUGUAGUGGUUGUUGUUGUUGUGGUUUGGUUGCCUUUGCGGAGAUACCCGAUACGAUACCCACUUUUGAUUAUCUUUACGUUUUUACUUUGCCGUGGGUGGGAUCGAUCCAUGGGACGGCGUUAAUAUAUCAUUCUUCCUUCUUGAGUAUAUUUUAACAUAGCUAAAUCCAAAUCAAAUAAAAUAAAAAUUUUUCAAAUCUCGG
Aspergillus welwitschiae is the source of this 1897-nucleotide messenger RNA. RefSeq lists its product as uncharacterized. The transcript has a single exon. The record is from RefSeq and is a predicted model, not a curated record. The coding region runs from base 87 to 1589 and encodes 500 amino acids. NCBI's taxonomy places the organism in Eukaryota, Fungi, Ascomycota, Eurotiomycetes, Eurotiales, Aspergillaceae.